Molecule: messenger RNA, 1299 nt
Organism: Plasmodium adleri (nom. inval.)
Lineage: Eukaryota; Apicomplexa; Aconoidasida; Haemosporida; Plasmodiidae
Product: nucleoside transporter 3, putative
Exons: 1
Coding region: 1-1299 (432 amino acids)
Biological process (GO): nucleoside transmembrane transport
Cellular component (GO): plasma membrane
Molecular function (GO): nucleoside transmembrane transporter activity
Source: RefSeq, a predicted model, not a curated record
AUGAGUGACGGUCAGAGUGAGGAUACCUUUCAUACGACAUUAGGUGUAUUAUAUGAAAAGCCUAAUAAAGUUGGAGAUAUUGAAUCUUUUUAUCCAUAUCAUAUUGAAAAAGUAGAUACUUUUGAAGAAGAUAGGUAUAGGAAUUUAUUAUGUGCAGCAUAUGCAUUAAUGGCUAUAAUAGCUGAUGCUCCAUAUUUUAUGAUUGUAUCGAUGGCUGAUUAUUUUAAAAGUACUUUUAAUGUAAGUGACAUUAUGAUAAACGAAUUUGCCUUAAUGGAAAGUUUAAUAUUGAUUGUUGUAUGUUCAUUAUUACAUUUAAUUGGAAGUUAUCGGUUAAAAUGGAAUUUGCUUAUGCCUAUAUUUAUGACAAUAAUAUUAGUUAUAUUAAAUUUAGUUGUUUAUUUUAAAACUGACUACAUUGGACAUAAGAUUAUAAUAUUCAGUGCUAUACCUCUUGGUUUAGUAUCUUGUAUAUCUAAAAUGACAACUAUGAAAAUAUGUGUUUUGUUUAAACAUGCCUAUUGUAGUGCAUAUGUAUGUGGAUUAUCUUUUUCUGGUUUUAUAGUAUUUAUAAUAUAUGUGUUAGGGGCCUAUGUAUUUUUUCCGAAUGAUGAACUGAAAUUUUUUAAGAUGUUUACUUUUUUUUGUGUAACUAUUUGUUUAUUAGCAUUAACAUGUUUUUCUAUCCUAUACCGACUAUACAAGAAAACAUUUGUGAGAAUAUUAGAUGAAAAAUAUAAAGAUAAGGGAUUAAAAAUUAAUAAAAAAAUAUUUUAUGAUUCUAUAAAAUCAAUGAAAAUAUUGUGGCCAUAUAUGUUGAUUGCAUAUUUUACAAGUUUUUUGACUUAUCAAAUUUAUCCAUCCAUAUUUCCAACUUAUAUGAAUGUUAGUAAAGAAUUAAAAGGAACAUUAGCUGGAUUUUUAUUAUUUGGUGAUUCUAUAGCUCACCUUUUAGUUCAUUAUAGAAGAAAGCAGUUUUUAAAAACAGAUUUUUCUACUUUAGUAUUUUGCACAUUGUUCAGGGUAUUUUUCUUACCCAUAUUUUUAUUUUUACCAAGCCUUCAUUAUACACAUAACUUUAGUUAUAUUAUGCUGAUUAGCUUUUCAUUUUUAUUUGGACUAAUGAAUGGAUUGGUGAAUAAUUCAAUUUUUUUGAAAGCACCAGAAACAUGUAAAGAAGAAAACAAAUACGAAUAUAUUCAAUUAACUCCAAAUAUACUUUACUUAUGUUUAAUACUUGGAAUAACCAGUGGGUGUUUAUUAUCCAAGGUUCAUGUAAGAAUUUUGAAUUUAAUUUAA